AACAUAUCUAGAGAGAGAAUUUCAGUGUGAAGACAAACUUCUAGAGAGAGAGAGAAUAAACUAAAAAAAAAGAGUCAAACCCUUUAAUCUUGUUCUUCAGAAUCAAUUUCGUCAAUCAAAAUCACAUUUUCAAUUCAACCCAAUUCGCAAAAUAAAACCCCUUUGUUAUGUUAAACAAUUGUUGAAAAAUUUGUUGAAUAAUGGGUGGGGUGUGUACCGGUGGGACGAUGAAGCGGAGCACGGUGGCGGAGUACGACGGCAGUUACAGGGGUAGUUUGGGGAAUUCAGGGAAGUUGAAGAGUUUUGGUCAUGAUGAUUCAGGUUUAUCUUCUUCUUCAUAUACUACACAUGAUGAUGAUGAUGAUAAUGUUUAUAGUAGGAGGAUGCCAUCUUAUGAUUCUGGUGAAUUGUUUUUCUCAAUUUCAAGAGAAUUGAAACCCUCUACCCCUGCUAGGGUUAGUAAGGCACCUCAUGUGAGCACAUUUCUUGGGAAAGCUGGUAGUGUAGGUCUUGAAGUACUUGACACAUUAGGCAGUAGCAUGUCAAAUUUGAAUGCUAACAGUGGAUUUGUGUCUAAUAUGGCUUCAAGAGGAAAUAAAGUAUCUAUUUUAGCGUUUGAAGUAGCCAAUACCGUUGUUAAAGGGUCCAAUUUGAUGCAAUCCCUUUCCGAAGAAAACAUCCAGAUCCUUAAAAAGGAAAUUUUGCAUUCGGAAGGGGUCCAACUUUUAGUCUCUACGGACACGAAAGAGUUGUUACGUAUUGCAGCUUCUGAUAAGAGGGAGGAACUUGAGGUUUUCUCCAGAGAGGUUGUACGGUUUGGAAAUAUGUGCAAAGAUCCACAAUGGCAUAAUCUGGAUCGUUUCUUUUCUAGAUUGGACUCGGAUCUGGUAUCAAACAAACAGCUUAGAGAGGAUGCGGAAUUCACUAUGCAAGAACUCAUCAAUCUUGCUCAGUAUACAUCUGAAUUAUAUCAUGAGUAUCAUGCUUUAGAUAGAUUUGAACAGGAUUAUAGACGUAAGAUUGAGGAAGUAGAAGCCUUACAUCUUCCUCGCAAAGGAGAGAGUCUCACAAUUUUACUUAGUGAUGUAAAGCAUCAAAGAAAACUCGUGCGGAACUUGAAAAAGAAAUCCCUUUGGUCUAAAAGUUUAGAAGAGGUUGUGGAGAAGCUUGUAGAUAUUGUUACCUUCAUCCAUCAAGAAAUAAUGGAGGUUUUUGAAGAGAGUGUUCCAAGUUCAAUGCAUGAUGAGAAGGUGUCUCAUAAAAAACCCGAGACACUAGGUGCUGCAGGUCUUGCGUUACACUACGCCAAUUUAGUCACUCAAAUGGACAACAUUGCGUCUCGGCCCAUCUCGUUGCCUCCUAAUAUGAGAGAUAACUUAUAUAAUGGCUUGCCAGCAAAUGUAAAGGCGGCUUUACGUUCACGUGUACAAACACUCGAAUCUAAAGAAGUGAUGACGAUGCCUCAAAUUAAAGCCGAAAUGGAAAAAACUCUCCAGUGGCUCGUCCCAGUUGCUACAGAUACUACCAAAGCACAUCAAGGUUUUGGAUGGGUUGGCGAGUGGGCAAACACGGGUAAUGAGUUUGGAAAGAAGACAGCAGGGAGUAACAAUAUUAUUCGGCUUCAGACGCUAUAUCACGCUGAUAAACAGAAAAUGGACCGAUACAUUCUUGACUUGAUUAUAUGGCUUCACCGUCUAAUAAGCCUAGUCAGAUUCCGAGAUAAGGUUCCGAAAUACGUUCCCUCUCGGUCUCCUACCACCACUAAUGGUCCGAUCUCAGCAAAUGGUAAACUCCAAAGGGUUCAAAUCUCGUUGGAAGAUAGGAAUCUUCUAGAAAAGGUGAUGAAACGAAGAAUGUUGGUUCCGGGAAUAAGCAAAAGUCAAGAGUUUGUGACGGUUAAAAAGAAGAAAGCGACGGUUUUUGCGUCGAGUAGAAGCAUGGGAAGCUCUCCCAGAAGGGAAGCAGGGUACGCAAACACUGACAUGUUAGAUGUAUUGGAUGGUUUAGGUACAAAAUUUUAAGCCGUUGGUACAUAUUCCGAAGACGGUUGAGUAGCAAGAUAUGUUGAAUGGAUUGGGUACAACAUUUUGAGCUGUUGCUGCACAUCCGAAAGCCAUUAUUUUGUCGUUAUAUGUGUAUAUAGUGAAUUGAGUAAACUGCCAUUUUGGUCCCUGUGGUUUGGUCACUUUUGCCACUUUAGUCCAAAACUCAAACUUUUUGCAUCUGAGGCCCUGUGGUUUCAAUUUUAUUGCCAUUUUAGUCCAAAAAUGAAAUCGGAUCAUAUUUGUCUUAUAAAAUCCUGCUAUUUUGUCAUUUUCUGCAGGGGCAAAAUGAUCAUUUCUUUUUUACAAAUAAAUACCAUAUUUUAUAAGACAAAUAUGACCUGAUUUGCCACUGUGAAAAAUGACAAAAUUGAAGGAUUUUAUAAGAAAAGUAUGACUUAAUUUAUUUUUGGACCAAAAUGGCAAUAAAACUGAAACCACAGGGACCCAGAUGCAAAAGGUUUGAGUUUUGGACUAAAGUGGUAAAAGUGAGCAAACCUCAGGGACCAAAAUGGCAGUUUACUCUAUUGAAUUAUAAGAGAUUGUUUAAGGUUGUUGAGUAAUUUAUUUUAUUUGUUUUUCUUUU
Helianthus annuus (common sunflower) is the source of this 2628-nucleotide messenger RNA. Its product is annotated as protein PSK SIMULATOR 2-like. Bases 201 to 2021 code for a protein of 606 amino acids. The record is from RefSeq and is a predicted model, not a curated record. NCBI's taxonomy places the organism in Eukaryota, Viridiplantae, Streptophyta, Magnoliopsida, Asterales, Asteraceae. Gene Ontology annotation, biological process: positive regulation of growth. The transcript is spliced from 12 exons.